ACUUUUUUAUUCCAAGCUCCCUUCGUGAAAUUUAACUGCCGUGUUGUGUUGCGAAAAGUCAGGCUAAUUUUUACUGUUAUACUGUUGGGGACAAAGUCACCCAACACAGACUUUUAAAUUCUUUAUACUCACAAGAAUUAUAAUUAUAACAUUCUGAUAUUUUGGAAUCACAAUACAUUUUAUAUUGGUUGCUAAAAACAUGGAGUGCUAAAGAUGAGCCAAUUUAUAGAAGAUUAUGAAAAUUUUUUCCUUCGAGCGCCUUAUCUGGCUGAAGCUUUGAAUAAUAAAAAAGACUCUAGGAGUUCUCACUUUUGCCUAUUUUGGCUGGAGAGUUUGUCAUUGUAUGAUAGAAGACACAGAAAUUAUAGAAAUGGUUCAACCAAUUCAACAAAUAACAGCAAAUACUGCUGGGGAGAAAUUAAUUCGAAAAACCGGUGGGAAUUUCCAACCUGAACAAGAACGCACAAAAAGUAGAACUGUAGCAGGAGGUUCCCCAAAGGGGUACAACAGAAAAUCUGAAAGAAACAAGCAAUUCCAUGUGAGCAGAAAAGAACAGCAGGUUUCAAAAAGCAGCAAAAAAGCUGGUCUUCUUAAAAUACCUAAGGGCAAGAACCAGAAUCAACAGCUCUAUAAUGAAUCCCUGCAAAGCUUGUUGAACUUCCACUAUUCAUCUCCAAACACAACACACCACUAUGGUUAUGGAGGAGUAAAGAGAAAAAGAACUUCUACUUUCAAUAAAGAGGCCUUCCUUCAAGCAAAUUGUCAUUUUGUUGUUCAAGACGAUGCAAGCGAUUAUGCAGUGCAUUCGACCAAUCCAGAUGUUCUUGUUGAUUGGAACAACAUCAAAUUGGUUUACUUAUCAACUCAUGAUGCACCUACUUGCCCAAUAUGUUUAUAUCCCCCAGUGUGUGGAAAAAUAACACGAUGUGGACAUGUGUUUUGCUGGAGUUGUAUUAUUCAUUACCUGCAUUUGGGUGAAAAAAACCACAGAAAAUGUCCUAUAUGUAACGAAACUGUGCAUGAAGAAGAUCUGAAAAGUGUAAGGUCGUGUGUGCAGAAGAAAUUUGCAAGAUUGGACACAAUAACAAUGACACUGAUGAAACGUUCAAAGGAUUCGUUGUUUGCGUUACCAGCCGGUGAAUGGAAACCAUCAAAAAUUCAGUUUCCUCUAUGGAAAGAUUCUUCCUUCCAUUUUGGUUACAAGUUAGCAAUAGCCUCUCCACAGACAGUGUUGGAGAAUAUUUUACUAAGAGAGCAAGUGGAACUGGAGGUUCAACUUAGUGAAGCUAACCUUGAACAGUCAGGAGAGGAGUGUUUUAUUCACUAUGCCCUGGAAGAAAUCAAGAAGAAGAUUGCCAACACUUUGAAAGAUUCAGAAGAUUUGGAUGUUUCUGAGAAAAUAGAAGGAGUUAGUAUUUAUGGCAAUGAUAGAAGUGUGGCUGACAUGUUGGCUACAGUUAAUUUAAGUGUGGAGCAAGCAUUUUCCGACGACGAAUCAAUCGCUACUACAUCUUCGUUGUCUUCGCCGACAGUAGCUUCUGUUCUACCAACUUCCAAACUCGUGCGCGAUGAAAAGUCAGAAGUUACUGUUCACUCGGAAUAUGCGAACACAACCCAAUAUGGUAGAAGUCGUUCGUCAAAUUCAUCAGACUCGUCUGCAGGUGAUAAUGAACAUGUUUUGGAGGAGAGUAUGAAGGAUGUGGAUUCGUGUUAUUUUUACCAAGCGAAUGAUGGACAGAACAUCUUCAUCCAUCCGCUAAAUUAUCGAUGUUUAAUCGAAGAAUACGGAUCAAUGGGAAGUGGUCCACACGAAAUAACUGGCCAGAUUAUUGACUUUGAAUGCUUUACCAUGACAAAGGACCUACGAAAGCGUUUUCGUUAUCUUCGCCACCUGCCUGUAGCAUGUGAGUUUAUCGUGUGUGAGCUUAUUUUGAGACCUCCUGUUUUGUCCAAACAUACCAUCCAUAAUUUCAUGCCUGAGUUUAAGAAAAGAAAAGAAGUCAGACUUAGAAAACUGGAAGAACAGCGAAAAUUUGACCGAAGAGCAAAUGCUGUAAGAAGCAGACAGGAGGGUUACCAUGUUCCCUCUUAUUACGAUGAACCAGCAGUGAAUCUCAACUUAGCGGAUACCAACGACUUUCCGUGUAGUAUGUCUCCUGACAAUGGUGAAAAACAAAUGGCGCAAUUCGCUCCCGAAAAUCACCAGCCAGUUGGACCUUCAUUUGCGCAAAUGCUAAAAGCGGAAGGAUCACUUCCCCCCGUAAAGAUAAAAUCAAACUGGGGACAGAGGAAAGAGCCUAUAUCCAUGGCAACAAUUCCAUCUUUCGAAAGAAUUGAAGGAGAGAGUGAUGAAGAUGUUGUCGCACCAUCAUUUAAAGAAAUGUUCAGUGCAGAUAUGUUGACAACACCUACUGAAGUUUCUUGUAAAAGCCGAAACAAUAAAUCGAAGAAAGCAAGUGGAAAAAGUAAAAACAAGGGCACACUUUUAUUUGCCACGGGAAGUCAGAGAAAAUAUUAAGUUUAAAAAUUUGUGUUUCUGGCUUGUGUUAUUAGACAAUUUAUAAUUAAAAUGGUGAACUGUAAUAAUUGUUAUGUUAAAAAAGCAUUUAGUUGUAUUGUAGUUCUUUAAAAAGAUACUAAUCUCUAAAAA
Molecule: messenger RNA, 2650 nt
Organism: Hydractinia symbiolongicarpus
Lineage: Eukaryota; Metazoa; Cnidaria; Hydrozoa; Anthoathecata; Hydractiniidae
Product: RING finger protein 10-like
Exons: 15
Coding region: 344-2518 (724 amino acids)
Biological process (GO): positive regulation of transcription by RNA polymerase II
Molecular function (GO): transcription cis-regulatory region binding; metal ion binding
Source: RefSeq, a predicted model, not a curated record